UGUAAAGCAAGGCAUAAUGAGAAAGAACUAUUCCCUUCUCCAUCAAUUCAUCAGCUUAGCUCUUCUACUGAGCCAAGCCAAAUCCGACCCGGAUCCACUUCAAGACUACUGCGUAGCAGAUACCAAAACCCCUCGGUCAUUUUACUUCAAUAGUGCACCCUGCAUUAAUCCAGAGCUUGCAGUCUCCUCACAUUUCACCACAUCCGUCCUAUCCAAACCAGGAAACACUAGAGCAAACCCUUUCGGCUUCAACGUGACACUAACCAACACUGCCAACUUACCGGGCCUUAACACCUUGGGCCUGACGAUGGCCCGAGUUGACAUAGCAACCAAUGGGCUUGUUCCUCCGCACAUACACCCACGGGCCUCGGAGGUAACCAUCUGCCUUAAGGGCCUGCUUCUUGUGGGCUUUGUGGAUACAUCUAACCGUAUUUUCACCCAACAAUUAAAACCAGGCGAGUCAUUUGUCUUCCCAAAGAGUCUCAUUCAUUUUCUGUACAACUAUGAUUCAAGGGCUCCGGCAGUGGCAUUGUCCGGCUUGAGUAGCCAGAAUCCGGGAGCACAGAUCGUGUCACUUGCCUCAUUCACUUCAAAGCCUCCGAUUGAGACUGAGAUACUGAAAAAAGGGUUUCAAAUUACCGAUCGAGACGUUGCUAGGAUUCGAAACAACCUUGGAGGUUAAUGUGUUUUUGAUUUGAUGACCGACUAAUCAAGCACGACUUGUAUAAUUAUACUCCAGAAUGUAGGUGCCAACGGUCAUAAUGCUCUGUUUCUAUUUGUUUAUAAGCAAGCCCUAGUCAACCACUAUGUUUGGUGAUGUAUACAUGUAUUAGAAGUGUUCUUCCUUAUCUUUGGUCCUAAAGUUGUUUU
This is a messenger RNA of Argentina anserina (silverweed cinquefoil), 870 nucleotides long. RefSeq names its product germin-like protein subfamily 1 member 1. The record is from RefSeq and is a predicted model, not a curated record. NCBI's taxonomy places the organism in Eukaryota, Viridiplantae, Streptophyta, Magnoliopsida, Rosales, Rosaceae. Gene Ontology annotation, cellular component: cell wall. Bases 17 to 682 code for a protein of 221 amino acids. Gene Ontology annotation, molecular function: manganese ion binding. The transcript has a single exon.